This is a messenger RNA of Ciona intestinalis (vase tunicate), 822 nucleotides long. The record is from RefSeq and is a predicted model, not a curated record. NCBI's taxonomy places the organism in Eukaryota, Metazoa, Chordata, Ascidiacea, Phlebobranchia, Cionidae.
AUAAUUUAAACAUUAACAUUACAGACAAAGGAAGAAGACUUGCAAAAGUUUUUCUGCAACUAUGGGAUGGUUAAAGACACGAAGAUUAUACGGGACAGAGCUGAUGUUUCAAAGGGGUACGGAUUCGUUACUUUUGAGACAUCGGAAGAAGCCGACAGAGUCAGGGAUCAGGAAGAUUGUUUAUACUUAAAUGGGAAGAAAUUGAACAUCGGACAAGCAAUCAGAAAACAACAGAUUUGUUUUCCCAAAGACAUCCACGUACCUGGUCCACCUGGUAGUUGGGUAAUGCAUCCGGCUGGUUACGCAUCGUUCACCAACAGUAAUGGAAUAACUUACUUUGCACAAAGUCCAGUCAUCGCCCCUCUACAACAAGCACAGCCAUAUAGUCAUGUGAUGAAUUACCAACCAAUGGCAACACAUUAUCCCGGGUACGCCUACUCACCAGCGCCAUGUAGUGGCCAAGCUUACGGCACGGUUCAUCUACCAUGGCCCACACCGGUACGUCAGUAUCUAAUAUAUUAUACAACAACGAAUAUCUGUGUUUUCGUGAUGCUGUGUUUAGCGCUGAAAUCCACUGUAGUGUACGGCGUUCUCCAAGGAAUCUUCGAAAGGUUUGAGGUUCAAAUUGCCAAUAAGAAGGUUAUCAUGUUUUUGUGGGCGUCAAGUGAUAAGUGGGCGUCAAGUGAUACUUUGUGGGCGUCAAGCGAUAGGUUCAAAACUCAGUUUAUUCAACAAAACAGUUCGGGUUACAACGACAAAACAACAACGACGUCACGAUACUCUCCGGCCUCCAACUGGCUGGUCCAGGCUCACACUGCCUAG